AUGGCGGAAAAUAAUAUUCGACUUCGCAAACGACCAUUACAUCGUCCACGAAUUUCUAAAAGAAGCAUAAGCAGUGAUAUAUCCAAUGACUCAUUUUGUUUUGAAAGUGAUAAUCAACAACAACAACAAACACAGCAGCGUUCUUUAUACGUUCGUAAAAAAGUCGAAGGUUUAAUUUGUAGUAUUUGUGAAGGACUAGCACAUGGGUAUAAUUUUGAUGCAAUCACAUGUGAAUCAUGCAAAGCUUUUUUUCGACGAAAUGCAUUGAAAGCUGACGGAAUAUCUAAAUGUCGUAUAAAUAAUGGUCAAUGUAAAAUAACAGUAUCAACAAGAAAACAAUGCAAAGCAUGUAGAUUAGCAAAAUGUUUUGACAAUGGUAUGAGAGCUGAUUGGAUAUUAACGGAUGAAGAACGGUCCAAUAAACGACUAAAAAUUGAAGAAAAUCGUCGUCUUCGACAAAUGUUAUAUCCAGAUUCACCAGAAAUAGAUAAAAUAGAAAUUAUGCAAACUAUAAUUGAAUCCUGUGAUCUUGAUGAAGUCGAAGAAGAUGAUAAUCAUGAUAUUAAUCCUAGUGUAUCAUCAUUUGCAACACCGCUCACAUCAUCAUCAUCAUCAUCCUUAACGUCAAACGAUUUGAUAAAAAUUCAACAAAUCGAACAAGCCUAUAUUGAUUCUAUUCGUUUGACAUCAUUAUCAUCGGACUUUCCUCCAUAUCCUCAAUCAGCACCAGUAAAUACAACGCCAAAUUUAUUUAAUUUUUUAACAAAUAUUUUAGCAACACGUCUUAUAACAUAUCUUAAACUUUUACCAGAAUUUUCAUCAUUAAAUUCACAUGAUAAAUUAAUUUUAACAAAAUUUAAUACAUUUACAUUAACAUAUAUUCGUGCUACAUUAAACUAUGAUCCAUCAACAGAUAUUUAUCAUGAACCUAAUACCGAUGAAUGUGUUUUUCUAAACGAGGAUAUAAUUCAAUGUCAUUCUAGUUUACAUCAAUAUAAACUAACAAUUAAUUGUAUAAAAAAUUUAUUAAAAGCUUCAUUAAAUGAUCGAUUUUUACUUCAAGUAUUAUUGAUUAUUAUGGCACUUUCAAAAGGUUCAUCGAUAUGUACAAACUUUGAUGAAAUGGAACCAAUAGCACAAGAUAUUUUAUCAAUAUAUCAUGCACAAAAUGUAUUUGUUGAUUUAUUAUGGAAAUAUUGUGAAAAUAAAUUUGGUUUUUCUACAACAGUAAAAACAUGGCUAAAUCUUACAAUAUACUCAAUGGAUACACAUUUACAAGCAUAUGAUUUUCGACAUCGUGCGUUUAAAAAUCAUGCUAUUAGUGAUCAACUGUUACCAUUAAUUAAAUCUGUUCUGAAAAAAAUACUGAUAGAUAAAGGUAUUAAACAAGCAUGGAAUCGUCGAUAUUCUAAUCAAGUUCAUUCAGGUGUUCGAGUUAAAAUACAACGAAAAGAUAAUCAACAAAUUCAGUCGAAAUCGAAAUCAACUUUAUCAGAUACAACAAAUCAUAUACAAUCGAUGUUAAAACGUUUAUGGAUUGAAUCAGAAACAUCAGUAUUAAAACAAAAACCAGUUUUAAAUAAUAGUUUUCGCGACAAAAAUAUGAUUAGUAUUGGUAUACAAACAGUAGGAAUACGAAAAAUUGAUCAACAAACAUCAUGUAAUAUUAUCAGAUCAAUUGUAGAAAAAAAUCGAUCAUCAUCAACAUCUCUAAGUGAAACAUUAACAUCAGAUGAAAAUUCAACAUGUACGAAUAAUUCUUUAACAGAAACGUCAACGGUUAGUAGUACUACUUCAAAUACAAAGAAGAAUAAAAAUCGAAAUAAUAAUGCAAUUGAUAAUGAUAUCGAAUGUAACGAUAAUCAAAUCACAAUAAAAGAAUUCAUUACGGAAAAAUCAAAAAUACAACUUUCGCUAAAUAAUCAACAAGACAUUACACACGGUUAUCCGCAAUCGAGUUUAUUAUCAAGAAAAAAAAGAUUUUUUGAUAGAUUUCUUAAUCUAUUUUCGUUCCUUCAAUUAUCAUCAUUUAAACAAGAUCAAAUUUGUAUACCAAUAAAUCCAGUAAUCACUGAUGCUGAUCAAAAUAAAGGAAAUAAAAUUGUUCAACCACUAACUUCUCGUUGUCGGCGACGAUCUAUAAAUAGAAAUUUCAAUUGUAACUCAUUGAUCCAACCAAAAACUAAUUAUACUCAAAUAGAAACAGAAGAAAAUUCUUCAUCUAAACUUAAUAAUUAUUUAGAACAAAAAAUUUCGAAAUAUUCCAAAUCAGAUACAUCAAUAUUAAUCAAUAAACAAAUAAAUAAUUCUCAUUCUCAAAAACGCCGUUCAUGCCGAUCGAAUAAGAUAAAUCGACGUAAACAUAAAUAUCGUCGCCAUCGGAAAAAACAAAAAUAUAUUCAGUCAUCACAUUCUCAGCUAACAAUUUCAUCUACUGAUAAUAAUCAAUCUAAAUUACACAAUGAAGAAAAUCUAGAAGUCAAACAAAUAUCAGUCACUCAUUCUGAUAUUGAGAAGAAUCCAUCGGAGAAAUGUGAUGAUAAUCUUACAAUAGAAGUGAUUCCAUCGAAUGAUUAUCAACAUUAUUCGUUUCAUCCAUCAAUAGAUUUAAUUCGUCUUCGUGUUAAAAAUAAGAAUUUAAUAUCAACUUUAUCAAAAUCUAACAUACCACGAAUAUCUAUCGAUCAUGUAGAUGAUAAAAUUCAAAUUCAUCAAAUGAAUUUAGUUAAUGAAUUUAAAUCACUUCUUGAACAAACAAAAAAUAUUCAUAUUAAUAAUAAUGCAUUUGAUGAUGAUUUAAGCAUUAAUACGUCUCCAAUUCCAUUUAAAAAGAAUAUCGAAGUAGGGAAAAAUCAGAAUGAAAAUAAAUAUCAACGUACAUCUAUUCUCUCAUCAGAUAGUCAAUCUAUAUUAACUGAAAAUAAAUCUAUAGAUAUGUCUCAAGAAAUACAAGAACAAAAUAAAAUUAUUCAAGAAGGUGUUGACCAAUUAAUACGUUAUCAAAAAUAUGCUAGACAAUAUAAAUUAAAAAGUAAUAAAGCAGUUAAACAAUUUCUUAUAAAAUCCAAGGCAUUAUCUUCUGAAUCGCUUUAUAAAUUAUCAAUUAAUAAUGAACCAUAUUUGAUACAUAAAUAA
Adineta steineri is the source of this 3135-nucleotide messenger RNA. NCBI's taxonomy places the organism in Eukaryota, Metazoa, Rotifera, Eurotatoria, Adinetida, Adinetidae. The record is from the annotation of a GenBank genome assembly.